CCUCUCGGUCUCGCUGGGGCCACUGGAGCCAAGAAGAGCCGCGGCCUCAUCGGUCGAUAGCGCCAUGACGGGUCAGUCCGAAAUCCAUGCCGGGAGCUUGCCGCUCUCAGCCAAGUGCCAGCGGAGCCCCAAGAGUUUCUCGCACUGCAACCUCAGAUCGCUUCCAUUCCCAGCAAAGUUUCCUUUCCGAGCCAAGAAAAUGCCCUCCGAAGAUUUAAGCCGCUAUCCCCUGCCAGGAACACCGACGACAGCAAAGGGGCCCGCGGCGUGUCAAUGUUCCAUGCAGACCAUCACACCCAGGUCGGUGACCAGUCACCAGCCUUUCCGCCCGCAGGGACGGCAGGUAGCAUUCUGCGGAGCGUAAUCGGACGCUGCAGAGUAAGCAUUCGAGCGGCGGGCUCGGCCGAGUUGGUCACUCCCCCGUUCGAGAGGCCUCACGGCUCCGCCCUUGUCUCGGCUUCCUUCAGCCCUUUGAGUUUUCUCCGUCCCGAUGUUUGUUGGGGGCUGGGCCUUGUUGGGCAUGAGCCGCUGCAUCGGUGCCCUCUGUACGACAUGGAUGAGAGAGGGCCGCUGCAGCGCAGAACCUGCAAUGACAUCCACUUCGCUGGUGAGGGUGAGGCGAACACGAGAUUGGCUCUCGGUGUUCUCAAGCAUCGACUGGUCCCACCAAAUGCUGCCGUAAGAUUCGCCCGCUCUUCAGCGACGGCUCGCAUCCAAACUUUGGCAAGACGAGGCGUGUCACCUGCUAUCGCUCCCUAUCGAGGAUUCGGCGACCUUGAUUGGGGCCAUGGACCAGCACAUGUACCCCGAGCGGGACGCCAUGCAGCAAUCGAUUUCGAGUUUAGCCGUUCUCUGUGCCGAGUGUCUCAGCCGCGAGACAAGCAGCGGUGUCACUGGUGCGCGCGUGGAUGUGUGACCGUGGGCGAGCCUCGGAGAGGACGGCCUCGAGUCCAGUGUAACAAAACGUCGCGGAGGACAGGCGAGAGCAGUUGGGGCCCAUCCGAGCGGCGUCCUCGAAACUUUCAACAUUUUAUAUUGGCCGCGCCAAAUGCAAAAACUAAAAACGCGAUUGCAGAGUUUCUUUCCUUUACCCCCGGCGAAGACUUCCUGCGCUCGCCCAACUCACCAUAUUCCGAUGCUCCUCUUCAGCCAGUCGUCGUUCACAAGGAGUUGUCCGCGGCGAAAGGAGAGACAAGAUGCCCCCAUGGCGGAUCUCCGCGUGCCGCUUGGGUUCCAACUUCGUGGUUGUAACACCGUCCCCAACAUUGGGUGAUACCGCUCAACGAGACCUCUCCAUCCGGCUGCCGCGGCAGUUACCCGAGUCGACCGAUUGUCCCUCUCACCCGUCUGCCAUGUGGCUACCUUACUCGAAAGAGGGCAUCCAUUCGGAGCCCCUGGAAGACCGCCCUCUUCCUUCAUUUUUGCCCAAUACUUUCUGGCCCAGCGAGGAGUUAGUUAGAUCGAUAGUUCCUCCCUCGGUUCUCGUCACAAUCUCAAGCCCCGUUUUCCUUUUUGUCU
Molecule: messenger RNA, 1518 nt
Organism: Chaetomium fimeti
Lineage: Eukaryota; Fungi; Ascomycota; Sordariomycetes; Sordariales; Chaetomiaceae
Exons: 2
Coding region: 274-1251 (325 amino acids)
Source: RefSeq, a predicted model, not a curated record